This is a messenger RNA of Melospiza melodia melodia, 9394 nucleotides long. It is a transcript of the gene GPATCH2L, whose product is annotated as G-patch domain containing 2 like. Lineage: Eukaryota; Metazoa; Chordata; Aves; Passeriformes; Passerellidae. Bases 376 to 1815 code for a protein of 479 amino acids. Gene Ontology annotation, cellular component: nucleus. The record is from RefSeq and is a predicted model, not a curated record. The transcript is spliced from 11 exons.
CCGGAAGCGGCGCUGACGAGGGGCUGGCGGAGCGGGGCGCUGGCCGCUUUGCUGCUUGUGUACUUUUGGAAGACUCAAUUUGUUUGUCAAGCAGACUGAUCCUUCUCUGUUGCUUUACUGAUGCCGGUAGCAAAAACUAGUUGCCAGCUUCCAUACCCUUUGGGAUGUGUAAUUAAGCAUGCUGCUUCAACACAAAAGAUGAACCUUAAAGCCUUUUCAGAUACAGAGCACUCAACCCAACCUGCAGUAGAGAGACAUCUGUGCCACCAUGACUAGAAGAGGGAUUUAACCCUUGCAGAAAGGAUUUAACCCUGCCAAGAAGUGGCAGUUGUCCUGCAUUGGAUCCUGCCAGGUAACUUCGAAUAGGCAUUGCCAAUGGAUGAACUGGUGCAUGACUUGGCCUCCGCUUUAGAGCAGACUUCAGAGCAGAACAAACUGGAUGAGCUAUGGGAAGAGAUGGCGCUAAGCCCACGGCAGCAGCGGCGUCAGCUUCGCAAGAGAAGGGGUCGUAAGCGACGGUCAGACUUCACACAUCAGGCAGAACAUGCCUGCUGCUACAGUGAGGCCUCAGAGUCGAGCUUGGACGAAGCUGUCAAGGAUUGCCGUGAGGUGCUGACAGCUAAUUUCAGUGACUCUGAUGACAUGGCAGUGGUCAAACGGCAUCCAGCUCUUAGUGCCACCCUGAGGAGCAAGCAACACUUGUGGCAUGAGUCAGACUCCUUUACAGAGAAUGCGCCCUGCCGACCUCUCAGGCGCCGACGGAAAGUCAAACGUGUGACAUCAGAGGUGGCUGCCAGUCUUCAGCAAAAGCUCAGGGUGUCAGAGUGGAACUAUGAGAGGGGCUGCAGGUUCAAGUCAGCCAAGAAACAGCGUCUUUCACGCUGGAAAGAGAAUGCCCCUUGGACAUCAUCCAGUCAUGGCCUUUGCGAGUCAGGAGAGAACAGGCCCUUCCUCAGCAACGGGGGAAGGAAGGAGCGGAUGGAGUGUGAAGCCGAUGAUCAGAAACAGGGUUCAGAUGAAAACAUGUCGGAAUGUGAAACCAGCAGUGUUUGCAGCAGCAGUGAUACUGGCCUCUUUACCAAUGAUGAAGGCCGCCAAGGAGAUGAUGAGCAAAGUGAUUGGUUUUAUGAAGGAGAGUGUGUUCCAGGAUUCACUGUCCCGAACCUUCUUCCCAAGUGGGGAGCGGAUCACCGAUCUGAAGUGGAGAGGAUUGACUCAGGCCUGGACAAGCUCUCUGUUUCCACCUUCCUUUUGCCCUCACAGCCAGCUCAGAGAGGAUUUCAUGCUCGCCUGAAUCGCCUUCCAGGAGCUGCUGCCCGUUGUCUCCGUAAAGGUCGGAGGAGGCUGGUUGGCAAGGAGACCUCCAUGAGCACUCUGGGCACCGAGAGGCUAAGUCACAUUGUUAGUGAUCCACGCCAGAAAGAUUUUUGGUUACCAUCCAUGGGGAAGAGAGACCGCAACCAGUUCAAUCCAUUAUCUCCUCUCUACUCUCUGGAUGUGCUUGCUGAUGCUUCCCACCGAAGAUGCUCACCAGCACACUGCACUGCCAGGCAAGCAAAUGUCCAUCUGGGACCACCAUGUUCAAGGGACAUCAAGAGGAAACGAAAGCCAGCUGCAGCCUCCAUGUCUAGCCCAACAUCAGCAACUUUAUCUGUCCACAUGGAUGCAGCAGAAUCAGAGCUACCAGCAGCACCAUCCUUGAGAUCCCAGAACUCUGAGUGGACUGGGAAAACACCAGCAGCUGAGAAAUCUACUAUUGCUGCCUCCAGUAACUUUUUUAAAAUGCCACCAGAGAAGAGCCCUGGAUACAGCUAAAAGGGAAGCACUGCAACUGUAAAGGCUUGCUCGACUUUGGAAGUGUUUGAUUCUGGUGUUUGUCUGCACCAAACAUCUUGUUUGGCAGUGUGGUAUCUUCAGUAUUGGUGCGUGGUGCGUGCCAUCAUCCAGGCUGGUCUGUGUGCCUCACACACCUAAAUCAUGUUUGUGAAUCUAUGUUUAAGAAAAGGUAAUCAGUGUUGGGACUGCAGUGGCUUUUAGAAAUUUUCCUGCUAUCACUGUAUUUAUUAUGAAUUCAUCUCUUUCCCUGAUUCCAGCUCAUAUGUAAUGGGUCAUGUACAGGUUUUCUUUUGGGUUUUCAGAUCCUUAUUCACUCUCUGGACAUGUUGCUUGUUUGUGUACUUGGCAUUUUCAGGGUGAAAGUCCCACUGCCAUUCAGGGAGACAGGAGUCUCCCUCUGCUUGCUUCCAGACCAGAAGGAUUUCUUGGCUGGGGAAUGAGGAGGGAGUGCUAACACAUUGAAACAUGGAACCUGAAUCCUGUAUUAGCAGAAUGUUUUCUGGCCAUGUGCUAACAGACUCAAAUCAUGUUGCUUCUGGCAAAGCAAAUAUGGUGCUUGUCUUUGUAGAAAUUGCCAUUAGCACGCUGGCAGCAUUGUCCAUUCAACCUUUUCCUUCUCCCUUGUUCUGAAUGUCUUCAGUCUUUAUUGCAUAUUGCAUGUUCAUUCCUAAACCUCCUACUGGAUAAGGAUUUGGGAGAGCUACUUGGACUAAAUGUGCAAGCUGGUGUCCUGGAUGGAAACCCAGAGCCUUGAAUAUUGUUGCAGUGUGGUAGAAGAUUAUACAAAACAUCCAUAUCUCAGUAUAUAAAUUAAAAAAAUGUCUGUUAGUGUUUCUAAAGGAUGCUUUUUGAAGUUAACAUUCCAUUGAACAAAAAAGCCGUUUAAAGUGUCACCUGAGUUCAGAGCAUUAUAGGUAUAGAUCAGACUCCUUCUGUAUCAUGCUUCCUCUUCCUUCAAAAGUAUUGUCUGCUACACCUACUGGAGGUGUCUCCACCUGCUGAUAAUUGCACAUUACACUGCAGUGUACACUAAAGAGAUUCUCUUCACAGAACGUCCCCUCGGUCUGCUGUUACCUCCUGUGUUGCAGAAUAUAUGGACAGGGAUUUCUUCUCUCUCUGUAAUAACUCCGGAGCUUGUCUUCAACUAUGUUUUCAGCAUAUGUACUUGCAUAGCAUGUACCAAGGAACAGGUGGCCUCACAGCUUCUUAAGUCCUUUAAGUCCUGUUUGUAUGAAUAGAACUUUUUGCUUUCCUUGUGUGGAGCUUUCAGACAGGACUGUUUAAACUUGUAAAAUCUGUUUUGAUUGUGGCAGUUCAUCUAGCACUCUUAAGCAGACAGCAAAAUUUGUGUGAUUUUACUGAUUUUGCAGUGUUCUGUUCUCUUAUGAAUCAAAUGACUGAGGGACAGAUUUGAUUGGGUGAAUAUGAAGCAGUGAUUUAUAUUAGCUGUGUGUUAAAAUGGGAAAUGGUCAUAAUAUACACAAAACAAACUGAAUGACUGUAAAUCAUGAUUGACAGAUAUAGUUAGUUAUACUACAUGCACACUGUGUCUGAUCCCCUAAUACCUACUUAUUCUUGGGGAGACAUCCAAAUUGGAUUUAUAUUUUGCAGCACAAGCAAACUGUCAGAUCUGUCACUAUAAAUCCUUCUCAAAACUCUUUUUUUUCUUUCUUUUUUUUUUAAAUUUUUUUAUUUGCGUGGUACAUUUAAGAAGUAAUUAGAAUGGGGAAACCCUUUUUACCUUAAUGAUGGAAUACAGAAGUCCAUUUGGAUUACAGGACAAGCUGUAAUAGUUUAUAAAGGAAGAAAUGUUCCUGUUUUAAAGUUGUCAUGGCUUUUUCUUAUUUGUAGCUAUUUUGAACAACGAUGCCUAAGGGGUAACACAGGAAGUUUCAGCACUGGAGGGCCUGUAAUUUAAAACAUCUGAAGAGAAGGUAAACCUAAAGAGUAGUAGUUUGACUAUCUAGUACUCAUGAAUACAGUGAAUGGGAAAGGUGAUAAUGUUCUCCUGACAACUUGCAGAUAAAAUUUAGGAUUUGAAGCCUUGUAAUCUAAGCUGCAUGCUGCUCUAAUGAUAAUGAAUGGUUCCCUGAAAGAGCAUUUGUGAAAUUGACUGGUUUUUAUCUUGUGGAGUAUCCUCCACAACCUCUCUUAGUUUGAGUCUGUUCAAGAGAUUUACUCAGAUUACUGACCAUUCAGCUUUAUGCAAUAAAUACAAUUUAUUUUAUUUACAUACAAUUUUAGCCAUUGUAUUCCCUUUUAAAAAUCAGUUGUGAUAUAUCUUGCUACAUUCUAAGUAUUGUCCAAAUAGUUUUUUCUCUUCUGUGAUGUCAGGAUGAUUUAAAAGCUUUUUCAAGAAAGGUGUUAGGGAAUCAAGAGCUUUCAUCUCAUUGUGGUGGUGGAGGGGUGGAUUGCGAUGCUUCAUGUGAUUUUUCUCUGGGUGCAGGGAAAGAGAAUUUAUCAUAUUUUCCUAUUGAGGUCAGUAGCACUGUUAUCUGGUUAAGCCCUUACUUAGGUUGUAAGCUCCUAGGAGGUAUUUCUUGUCUUUAAAGGCAGAUUGUACCCGUGGCAGUACUGAAGAGCAACUGUGGCAGUGUCUUGACAAGCCAUACCUCCUGCCAUGGCAACUUCCUGGAAGUUCCAGGAGACUCCAAUUAUUGCAGCUGCCCUGUCUUUUCUAUUUCUAGGUUAGAAUCCAUUUACAAAUCAGUCAGAUUCUCAACCAAAUUCUCCUGAGUGGUAAGCAACCUAAAUGGAUCAUGUAUCUUGUUACUCUAGGGUAUUUAUCAAAAUAUAUCUUCAGACUUCAGUAACUUGAUACAGAUUUUAGUACCUACAGCAUUAUUAGAUGAAUAAAAUAAGUCCAUUGAUUUGCCUCUUUUUUUUCAUCUAAGGCAGAUUUCUUAAAACUCACUCUGCACACACAGUACUCAGUGUGAAGGAUACUGCUUCCCAUGUGGAUUACUUGAGUAGAAAGGAGUAAUAACAUGCCUUGCUUUAGUUGCUGUGCUUCUGCCAAGAUGGUCCAGUAUGUGAUUAUUGCUCCAAAGAUACUCAGCUCACUCAUAUUUCACUUUUUGUGCACCAGGACGUCCCAGUCUUUUUUCAGUUUUGUCUUCUCUCUAGUUGUCUUCCUCCUUGUCGUUAUGGCACACUUCAACUUUGCAGACAGGACCUGGGAAUACCAUACUACAGUGACAAGCAAGUCUGGGAAAUUCCUGAAGUAUGUUGAAGAUAAUUUGUAGUCACAAGUACUCAGCCAACUAGGAAAGAUCCCCUCCUAAAUCUGUUAUUUAUUAAUGAAGAAGGAUUUUUGAGAGAUAUGAUGGUAGGUGGCUGCCUUUGCCACAGGAUCGUGAAAUGGGUCGUUUUAAAAUCUUUGAUGUAAUGAGAAAAAUGGUCAGCAAGGUUCCUACCCUGAAUGUCAACAGAGCUGACUUUAGGCAACUCAGUGAGCUAGUUACUAGUGUGCUGUUCCUUGAGUCUGGUCAGUUUUUUAGGAAUCACCUUUUAAAAGCACAAGAGCAGGUGAUCUCUGUGUUGAAAGUCAAACACGCCAUGCAGAAGACCAGCUUAACAGGGAACUCCUCUUGAAUCUCAGGAAGAGAAGGAUUCUAUGAUCUCUGGAAGCAAGGUCAGGCUUCACAGAAAAAUUACAGAGCUGUAGUUCACAUAUGCAGGGAGAAGAUAUUAAAGACCAAAACUUAAUUAGAGUUGAAACUGGCCAGAAUUGUUGUGUUAGACAAGCAAGGGUUUUUGAAGUACAUAAAUAGCAAGAGGAGGUCUAAGGAAAACAUUGGACUGAUAUUUGUUGUGAAUGAUCACCUGACAAAUUGGAGUGAAGAAGAGGUGGGGGGCAUUCAGUACUUUUUUUUGCCUUGGUCUCAUUAUAAUACUGACAGACCUUGGGCUGCUCUGUCUUCUGAUUUGGAGGAUCGUUACUGUGGGAAUAGUGACUUUGUGCACAUGGAGAUUGUAAGGGACCAGCUGAAUGUUUGUAAGUCUAUAAAGCCAGGUGGGAUUCAUCCCAGAGUACUGAAGGAGCUAGUGGUUGUUGUAGCGUGACCUCUCUCAAUCCCUGCUGAAGUCUGGGAAAGGUCUAUCUUUGGGAGUCUGGGAAAGGUUUAUCCUGACUGAAAUCUACUCAGUGUUAUUCUAGUUUACAAGAAGGGCAUGAAGUGAGACCCAAGAAACACAGACCUGCUAGUAUAGCCCCAGUACCUGGAAAAAUUGUAGAGGAGAUCAUACUGGGUGCUACUGAAAGGCAAUUAAAGUCCUUUAAAUCACAGAAUCAUAGAAUAUCCUGAGUUGGAAGGGACCCACAGGGAUCAUCAAGUCCAAUCAAACGGGUCUGGUGAGUGAUGUGGUGGUUGAUGGUGAAGGUGAUGAUACAUACCCCUUCUUGUCUCUGGGGACCUCGUGCAAUUGCAACAGUUUUUCACAGAUAGCAGUGACCAAUCUUAAAAUGACACACUUCUGUGUAUAGGGAGAAGAUGGACAGAAAGAGAAAUCAAAAACUGAGAGAAGCAUGUUUCCUAGUUGUUCUUUGCACAUUCCGGUAGUUCAGUGAGCUCUAGUCAGUAUUAAUGCCAAGCUUGGUAAGUCCUGGAGAAGACUGACUAAAAGAAUGUAGUUUCUGUCAUGAUGGAUUUAUGAUUUUAAGGUACAGUAACAAGUGGAGAAAGCAGCAAAACAGGAGCUGGAGAGAAACUUGUUAGAGGCUGGGACUAGUGCUACUGGAUGAUAGAUUAGCUUUGUGAUUGUGGUAUGCAGAGGCGUGUCUUGCCAGCAUCAUUCUUGAAUAAUGACAUUGAGUAGGUUAGUGCUGUCCUUCAAACUGUAGAUGCUCUUGCUGUUAUAUUCUGGAUGUUGUAGAGAUCUGCUUAGUGGGCAGAGGAUGAGAAGGGAAAUUGUAGGAAGGGCAACAAGAAGCAUGAUGGAAUGCCUCUUUUAUUGUAACCCCUUCUGUACUGAAGAAGGAAGAUGCUACAAAAACCAUGUGUGCCUAGAUACAUACAAAAAGUAUGUGUGCCUAGAUAUUGAAAAGAAAUUAUGUUAAGUGGAUAGGAACUUUGCUUCGUUGUCUUGAGGAACAGUUUGUAACCAGAGAAUUUUUCAGUAAAGGAAAAGUGAAGGAUACUACAUUUGUUCAGAAAAUGUAUUUUAAUGGUCUGUUAGGAAACCAUCAAAGGAAGAUGAACUUAUGUUCUCAUUGUUUUACUUCAUUUCUGUGUUUUUGUUUCCUGUAUUCUGUUCCAGUUUGUGUUUUGUGAUUGCAACAUCCUUUUGUACCAUCAAGUGGAGGAAAAAUUCUUUACAGUAAUGCUUCUUAAGGCAUGAAGCAUAAGGGGACACUUGCUAUACAGGAGGUAAAAGAUUAUCUUAGGCCAUUAACUUUAUUCAGUACAAGGCUUGAACUCAGCACAGAGGACAUAAUGGCUUAAUUGUACCAAAGCAUCUCUUUUUAAGAGAGUGAAUAGUGCCACAGGCGAGUGCCACAGUGCCACAGGCAGGUCAACUAAACUGGCAGCAGUGCCUGCAGACCCAUGUGCGGCUGGGCCUCAGUCAUUUGACAUCUAAUACAGAUUUACAUUGUAGAGAUAGAAGGAACUUUCAACAUCGUUCUCAACUUUAAUGUGGUGAGAAUGCCUUCCCAUGCAAGCAUGGCUGUCACUGUGAGUCCAGCGAGCUGAAAAGGUGUGCUCACUGGCUUGCUAUGUCAAGAGAAUUCUUGUACCACCUUCAAGAAUUGGUAAAACUGGAAAAUGGACUGGUACAGCCUGUUAUAUCAGAGAAAGAUGCAACAUACAUAUACUUGCAGACAAUAAUCAAGAAAAGUAUUGCUGAGUCCUGGAUGUUAUGAGCUAGAGUAUUCAAUGUCCUAAAGCAGAGAUGCCAGUAUUAGGAUAAUCAGGGUUUUGCAAAGCUGCCCUCUUGUCCUUAUAAACUCUGAAGGAAUUGGGAUGAACAGCCUGAAAAAUGCUGUACUGUGUCAGACCAAAGGUCUGCUUGUCUUGGUAGUCUGUCUCUCACAGUGACCUGGUUUGCCUACCUGGGGGGUACUGUAAAGAUAAAGCAGUAAUAUAGGGAUACUUUUUUUUAGUGUUCUCUUAGCCCAGUGUCCUGCCUCAAAAAAGAUGUACAAAUUUUUUUUUGAGGCUGGAGAAAACAUUUUUGAACUUUUGGUUAGUGUAUUUAUCCUGCAAUGGGAUUUAAAUAUAUUUUUACAAGGACACAUCCUGAUGAUGAAAACAUCAAGUAAGGAUUAGCAUAUCUUUUUUUUGUAGUCAGUUUUCUUAUUAAUUACUGUCUUUAUAAGUAAAUAGCAUCUUCUCUUGGAAUAUUUUUUUCCUAAUAUCAACAUCCUGACAUUGCUUCUUACCAUGCUUUUUUUUCAGCAAGGGUGAAAAAUCUUGUUCUUUCUUUUCCAAUGAUGCUUUUUAGACAUGUAUUUGUAUGCCCAGUCAACAAGUCCUAUGUAAUCCACUAACCCAUAUAAAUCAUUUUUCAUAAGCUUCAUACUGUAAAACUUGUCAUUUAACCUUUAAUUGUGCUCCUGCAUGAAAAUCCCCAGUAUUCCACAUCCAUGUGCAUUCAGUUCUAGUGUCUAUACUUAAAGUAUUCUUCAGAGUUACAGAGUAAGUGUUAAGAGUCACUUGUGGUACUUCUCAUAGAGUGUUCUGAUAUUGCUAUUCAGGCUUCCUAUACUCAUAUACCCAAAUAUGCUGCCAGUUUUUGCUGCCCAAACGCUGCUGUAAUACUACUACAGGAGGUGGUAUUCAGGCAGUUGAACCUAAAAUUCUUACCACCGCUUUUCAGUGUACAAGGUCCUAGAAAGUAAGAAUUAUUUUUUUUUAAUUCAAAAAUCUAUUGCAUUUCCUUUAGCAGUAUUAUAGUGCAAUUUUGUACCAAUCAUAUUUAUAGUUUGCAAUACUUAAGAGCUCAGUCUGUUUAGUUUUAUCAGAAGAAAAUCAAAGGUGUCAUGACUGUGUGGUAGAAAACCUUUAUGGCAUUGGAAAUUCUAAGUAAUAAAGCAUCUUUUUUCUUGCAGGUGGCAUAUAAAUUAACUUGGAGCUAAACCUAGGCUGCCUAGAUUGGUGCAUGUGAGAUUUCAUUUCUGGAGGCAUUUCUAAGAGGCCCAUGAUCUGAGACUGGUCUGGUCUGACCAGAGUCCUUGGGCACUGCUGAAGUCCUUGAAUUUUCCCUCAGGUUUUGACAACACCAGAUAGUGAGCCAAAGCUACCAUCAGUUGCAUUUCAGCUUCCUCCUGCUGUCAAAGAGGGCUCUCCUAGAGAUAGCUCACAAAAAGGUCUACUCAGAGUCUGUGAAGAGCUGCCUUGUGCAUGUCCCACAUAUUUUAUGAGGUGAUAAGAUUUAGCUGUUUGGUAGGGGUUGGACUCUGGGUUCUUGGGACUUUAUUUUAAGGGUAACAUGUAAAUAAGAAAGAUUCCUGCUUGUAUUCCUCUGUUUUAAAUAAGAUGUGUAUUCUCUGAAUGAGGCUCUUGCAGAAUCUCUGUUCUGAUUAUAGAAACUGGAAAUAAAUCAAUAUAUGAAAGAA